UUUGAUUUGUUUUGUUUUCUGUCUCUGCUCUUAGGGGAGAGGAAUGCUGAAGAAGCAAGUGUCCUCUAUUCAAACAGAGCUGCCUGCUACUUGAAAGAUGGAAAUUGUAGUCUCUGUGUUAAGGACUGUUCAGUUGCAUUGGACCUGGUCCCUUUUGGAAUCAAACCCCUACUGAGGCGGGCAGCAGGCUAUGAAGCUCUGGAGAGAUACCAGUUGGCCUAUGUGGACUACAAGACUAUUUUACAAGUUGAUUGCACUGUACCAGCUGCGCAUGAUGGUGUCAACAGAAUGACAAAAGUCCUGUUGGAGAAGGAUGGCCUCGAGUGGCGCCAGAAGCUCCCACCAAUCCCUUCAGUUCCUCUUUCUGCUCAGCGAAGAUGGGACUUACCUUCUGCAGGAAGCCAGGAGGCUGCCAGAAAACACAAACCUAAUGAAACUACAUCUGUAGAAAAACAUGUGCCUACUGCUGCUAUGAUUGAAAGAGCAAAAACUCUGAAGCAAGAAGGAAAUGAACUUGUGAAGACAGGGAACCAUAAAAAAGCUAUUGAAAAGUACAGCGAGAGUCUAAAACUCUGUAAUCGGGAAAGUGCGAUAUACACCAACAGAGCUCUUUGUUACCUGUCUCUGAAGCAGUACAAGGAAGCAAUACAAGACUGCACAGAUGCUCUGGGGUUAGAUGCUAAAAAUAUUAAGGCAUUUUACAGACGCGCUCAAGCAUUUAAAGAACUAAAGGAUUACAAAUCAAGCAUGGCCGACAUUACCAGCCUUCUGAAAAUUGAACCAAAGAACACAGCUGCACAGAAGCUACUGCAAGAACUGAACAAGAACUUAAAAUAAAAAGCAGAAUUAAAUCUGUCUGCUCUUUACUGCAGAAGACAGGCUUUCCUUUUAAUACUCAUGCAGGGGCCAACACCGUACGGCCAGCUCUGAAAUCUACCAUCCUGAUUUGCUGAGUAGUAGCUAGUUCUCUACUGCUUAAUUACAUGUACAUUACCAGUUUUCAUAAUAAUGAUACAUGCUAUCUCCCUGUAAGAUCUUUAAAGGUUUUAAAUAACCCUGUCUUUGAAAAGCAUUCAUCUUAAUUUCCUUGAUAUAAGGGAAUUGUUUGUAACUGUAUUAUUUAAAUUAAUCUGUUUGCAAAGAUGGGUAAAGGGGAUAGGACUCCUCCUCUUUUGGCUGAGGCAUGUCUUCAAGAGCAGUAAAUUGCAUUUAUGUAUAUGUAUUGCAGUUGGAGAGAAGCAGAUCUAUUGUGUAUAGUGGGGCUGCUUACUUAAGCAAGCCACUUACAAGGGCUGCUGCAUGAGAAACUAAAGGCAGGGUUUCCCUAGUAAAGUUCAACUCCUUUAAAUAUGAGUGAGACCUCAACAUGAAUAAAUGGCUCAGGUGUUUCCUCUUUUAGCUGGUGCCUACUGGCCUAAAGAAGCUUUUGUUUAGAAUAACUGUUCAGAAGCUUGUGGCUUCUUCUAUAUCGCUCUUCUUCACCAAAAUAGCUACCCACUCUUUAAAAUUGCCUCGAUACUGUAUUUGUGGGCUGUCUUUAAUGCACUGCAGAAGUUUGGGUCCCAAGUGCUUUGAACCCUCAGAGCUACUUUCUAAAUAAUGUUUUAGCUUUGGUUUAUGUCUCAGUGACCAGCUGCUAUUACUACUAUUACAGGCAAGAGGCUGUAUAAUAGUUCUUCACAGGGGCCUCAUGUGAGGUACCAUCUUCCUCCAUCAGAGACUUACAAGCAUGUUAUAUUCUGAUUCUUCCCAGCUGAUGGUGGUAAUGAAGUUAUUUGUUAAUACUGAGACUGAAAUAGAUACGAUUUGUUUGGCAAAGCUACUGUAUGAACAAUGCAACUCCUAUUAAAAAGCCAGCAUAUGUUACAGCUGUAUGUUAUUAGAAUUGGGUAUUUAACACUGGGCUUUGUGCAUAUGUUGCUACCAUAAUUGUUGCUGGUGGCAGGCAAGACUUUAAUCUUUUGCCAGUAUAAAGUACUAUUUCCUGUGUCCUUAUGGUCUAAGAGCACCCACUGUGUAAUGGAACUACAGAGAUAUUUAUAUACUGAUAAAAACACAGCUGUUUUCCAAACUUCUAUCUAGGUGUAUGCUUAGGUUGUUGGAUUGUUGCAUCCAGCAGAACAACAGUCUUGCAGCAUAGCUCCAGUGAGAAACAGAAGUGCUGACAAAUCCUAACUGGAGAUGUUUUCAGGACACUUACUACCAGCAAGUGUUGACUACUCACACUGAAGUACAUGGAGUCUGCUCUUCCCACCUAUCAUUCCUCCUGCAAGAUGAGUGAAUGUUGGUUUUAUUUCCACUUCUAAUCUCUAGUAGGGUUGGGAAUGUUACUGGUUAGCCAGUGGGGGGCUGGAGCAGCCCUGUAGGGCCUGCUGCAGCUGGAAAAGGGGAGUGCUCUAGCCUGCUCCGUGCAGCCCCUGUCUGGUGUGGGAGGAGGACUACCCCACCCCAUCUGCAGGAGAGCAACAGGUUAAUUAAACAGGAUUUUAUAUCCCUA
This is a messenger RNA of Pelodiscus sinensis (Chinese soft-shelled turtle), 2497 nucleotides long. NCBI's taxonomy places the organism in Eukaryota, Metazoa, Chordata, Testudines, Trionychidae. The record is from RefSeq and is a predicted model, not a curated record.